This is a messenger RNA of Notothenia coriiceps (black rockcod), 4427 nucleotides long. RefSeq names its product paired box 7a (gene pax7a). Lineage: Eukaryota; Metazoa; Chordata; Actinopteri; Perciformes; Nototheniidae. The coding region runs from base 317 to 1831 and encodes 504 amino acids. Gene Ontology annotation, molecular function: RNA polymerase II cis-regulatory region sequence-specific DNA binding; DNA-binding transcription factor activity, RNA polymerase II-specific. The record is from RefSeq and is a predicted model, not a curated record. The transcript is spliced from 9 exons. Gene Ontology annotation, biological process: anatomical structure development; regulation of transcription by RNA polymerase II.
CCAAACUACAACCAGGAAACGAAUAACACAGCAUUUCUGUCCAACUCAGACACACAACUCCAAUUACUCUACUUUGCAGACUUCCCUGUUUGAAGGGAUUUUAUUUUAUUUAUAGCAAUUGUUAUCAUUUGUGUUAUAUUUUGGCACGUCCAUCGCACCAGAGGACAGCAUCACUUAUUUUUCCCCGGUGGAAGAAGGUCCAGUUUCUCCGCCUGGGAUUGGGAUUUCACAGCACACUGAGCAUCAUUUUGAGUAUUUUGAACACAUUCCGUUUUUGAGUUGGACUGGAGUCCGUUUGUUGUUCGUCCGGGUGGCAAUGAUGGCUACACUACCAGGAACGAUGCCUCGGAUGAUGCGCCCUGCGCCGGGCCAGAACUACCCCCGAACCGGCUUCCCCCUGGAAGUAUCCACCCCCCUGGGCCAGGGUAGGGUGAACCAGCUUGGCGGUGUGUUCAUCAACGGGAGGCCCCUGCCAAAUCACAUCCGACACAAGAUAGUGGAGAUGGCCCACCACGGCAUCCGACCCUGCGUGAUCUCGCGACAACUGCGAGUUUCUCACGGUUGUGUCUCCAAGAUCCUCUGCCGAUACCAAGAGACCGGCUCCAUCCGCCCGGGAGCCAUAGGAGGCAGCAAGCCCAGGCAGGUGGCAACUCCUGACGUGGAGAAGCGGAUCGAAGAGUACAAGAGAGAGAACCCCGGCAUGUUCAGCUGGGAGAUCCGGGAUAAGCUGCUGAAGGACGGGGUGUGCGACAGAAGCACAGUUCCUUCAGGUGAGGCUUCAUCUGUGAGCUCCAUCAGCCGCGUUUUGAGGGCCCGAUUUGGCAAAAAAGAUGGAGAGGAAGACUGUGAUAAGAAGGAUGAAGAUGGAGAAAAGAAAACAAAGCAUAGCAUCGAUGGCAUCCUCGGUGAUAAAUCUAACCGCACAGACGAAGGCUCAGAUGUAGAUUCGGAGCCCGACCUGCCCCUAAAGAGGAAGCAGAGACGCAGUCGCACCACCUUCACCGCUGAGCAGCUGGAUGAGCUGGAGAAGGCCUUCGAAAGGACACAUUACCCAGACAUCUACACCAGAGAGGAGCUGGCUCAGAGGACAAAACUCACAGAGGCCAGAGUACAGGUUUGGUUUAGCAACAGACGAGCUCGGUGGCGCAAACAGGCCGGGGCCAACCAGCUAGCGGCUUUCAACCACCUGCUUCCUGGAGGAUUCCCCCCCACAGGGAUGCCAAAUUUACCCACAUACCAGCUACAAGAGUCCGGCUACCCCGGGACCACGCUAUCACAGGACGGUACUUUGCACAGACCCCAGCCCCUGCCUCCAUCUUCCAUGCACCAGGGAGGCCUGGGUGCCGACAGCAGCUCUGCUUAUGGUCUCUCGUCCAAUCGCCACAGCUUCUCCAGCUACUCCGAUACUUUCAUGAGCCCUUCAGCCUCCAGCAACCACAUGAACUCUGUGGGCAACGGGCUCUCCCCACAGGUGAUGAGUAUCCUGAGUAACCCCAGCGCUGUAUCCUCCCAGUCCCAGCACGACUUUUCCAUUUCCCCCCUGCACGGCAGCCUGGAAAGCUCCAACCCCAUCUCUGGCAGCUGCAGCCAGCGCUCCGACAGCAUCAAGGACAGCCUGGCCUCCUCCCAGUCAUACUGCCCCCCCACCUACAGCGCCACCAGCUACAGCGUGGACCCCGUCACUGCAGGCUACCAGUACAGCCAGUACGGCCAGACUGCUGUGGACUACCUGGCCAAGAACGUGAGCUUGUCCACCCAGAGGAGGAUGAAACUUGGAGACCACUCGGCCGUGCUCGGACUGCUGCAGGUGGAGACAGGACAGGCCUACUAAACCCUCCCUGGGAGGCAACCUGCGCCACUCUCCUCCGCCCUCUGCCACCCUUCUCCAUGCUCCAUCCAGUCUGGACUCCAGCUCGCCUCUUUGCUGCUCGCUCCGCAGCCUGGCCAUGACAUCAGAGCACAGACAAAUUGACGCUUGCGGGUGUGACAAUGCUCUCCGGGGAAUGGAAGUAAACUUUUCACACCAUUGUCAACCACCAGGCGGCUCUGAACCCUCUCUUCUAAAUAUUUGGGUAUCUCUGCCUGCUCCUUGUACACCUCCCCCAGCCCCAUACUCUGUUUUGAUUUGGUCCCAUACAGGACCCCUGAACACCCGAGGAUGGUCGGGUUCCUGUUUGUCAGGGCUGCAGUCCAGCACACAUUUAGAGCCAUCAACAACAUGUACUUUGCCCUUGCUGUUCAUAGUAGUUAACAAAGCCAAUAUCAUUUGAACAACUCUUAUUCUUGUUCCUUUUUGAUAUUGUUAAGAUUAUUGUUGCUGUUAUAUGAUUAUGGUUAAUGUGAUUUAUGUUGUUCUUUGAUUCCAUUCGUAUCUCUUUUCUCUGUUAGGUGUUGGUGUGUAAAACACAGUGUGGAUGACUGAGAUGAUUUGGGAGUAAGUGUCUGUGGCGUGUGCAUGUUUUGUGUGCCGGCACAGUCACACAAAGAGAGGAUGAUUGUUUUCCAAGCUGCAGUUCCUCUGCCUGCUCCCUGAGCUCUAAUGUUCAUGAGCGAUUUGACCUUCCCUCUUUCAUAUUCAUCUUGACAUUCCUAAAGAACUUGGCCACUCUGUGGGAAGUCUGGCUGGAUGGAUUCUGCAGGGAAUUAAAGCAGCGUUUUGGCGGCCAAUAGCUUUCCCCUUCUAACCUCCAUCCCAUCCUUAGCUGCAGUCCAUGGGGAGGGGGGGCAUUGUUUGCAAAAACAGGAUUGGGGAAAUUAAUGUAUUUUGUUUAGAAAUAUGGACCUUGCCAAGGAGGGCUAACUCAAUUUCCCCCCCCCCUUCUAUCCUCCUUCCAAAUCCCAUCUGCCAGGGAACCCUGUGUGACUUUAACAGUGUAAAGCAGAUUAAAUCACACAGAAAUAAUGUCAAAGCUAAUUCACAGUGACCCUCCAAAUGACUAGCCAGUAUUUCUGUGUUUACAGCGUAAUUAGCUAAUUUUGUAAAUGCACCUUCGGCUGGUUUCCGCUCUCAGACUAAGCAAGCAUUCCUUCUCAACAUUCCACCGGAACAUUCCACGAACAAACUGCCGACAUUCCAACGCUUUCUGUUGUGAGAUUAAAAAGUUCACACGCUGUGCCAUUCACAUGCACUCUGGAAAAAACAUCUAAUUAAGUCAGUAACGAAAGGGCACAGGUAACCGCAAUGUUUGGCCCUCCUCUCUGGUUUGGACCAGAGCCCCCCUCUAAUCUUACUCAUUGAAAUGUAAAAAAGAAAACAAUUACAGAAUAGUGGAUAUGAGACAUUUGUGUAGCACUCAUAGUUGACUUUUGACACUAUCCAAGACCAGCUGUUCCCUUUUGAGGUGUGUGUGGUAUUUUCUCUGGCAUCAGUGUGAUGAUGGUGUGUUGUCCACCUUAUCUCAAGACAGGAUUUGGUCCUCAGUCGCCUUUAAAAACUGAAAACUGUACAGUAGCUCGAGCAGAUUGUGUAUCGUUUGUUUAUAAAGAGUAUGUUUUAUACUAAAACACAACUAUGUUGAGUGGUAGGUAAGCAAGGGAUCUGUGGAAGUAAAUGUUUAAUUUGAGUUUCCUUAACUGGCUUGUUUUCCGUUGUUGUUUUUUUAACUGUAUUUAAUCGGUUUACCAGUUUUUACCAAAAGCUUUGUUCUUGUUUUUGGGCCCAGGUACGAAUGAAUUUGUAUAAAUUAGUCAAAUAUCAAUUCCAUUCAAAUGUUCCAAUUAAAAUUGUACAAAGAGGAUCAAACUGAGCUCAAUGGAAAGUGAAAGUUGACACAGGAAGAUCCCUAGACCACGGAGGACUGUUGUAUAUUUGAAAGAUGGCCGGAUGAACCAUCUUCAUGUGUCAAAGCAUUUUCAGGAUCUCACAGACUGAUUAUUAGUGCAGAUCAACCUCGACUGGACAGUGGAUCUGACACUCCUGAACCCCGAGACUCGGUCCACGAUGGUGAUGAUAUAGCUGGUGAACACAGCUUCUCUGCUCUGGGAAACUCUUUUGAGUCUCAUUGGAUCUGUGGACCAAUAAGACUUCAGGAGAAGAAGUCAAAGACUCAGCACUGAAUGGCUGCAGCUCAAACUGCUCCGCUUAGACGCCUCACUUGUGUAUAUUUUAAAAAGGAAGAAUUUUAGAAUCGUCUUUAGUGUAUCAAACCCAUUUCUAACACUUGCGUCAAUAAACAUUUGGAUAUUUAAAGCAUACGAGUCCUUAUCCCCCCUCCAGUCUGUUCGACCCCUAACCUGUUUAGUUGCUUUCUGACAUCUGUGCUUUGCUUUACUCCUUUUUCUGUUCCGCAUGUGUGUAUAUUAUCAUGGUAUAAUUUAUUCUGCUGUAUGAAGUAUUAGAGUAGUGGGAAACUUGUACUGGUAUUUACUACCUUCAGCCUGUUGGUGUGUUUACUGUAACACUGGCGUAACUGUUAUCAAUUAAAGAU